Anoplopoma fimbria (sablefish) is the source of this 3553-nucleotide messenger RNA. It is a transcript of the gene nlrc3l1, whose product is annotated as NLR family, CARD domain containing 3-like 1. The record is from RefSeq and is a predicted model, not a curated record. The transcript is spliced from 7 exons. Lineage: Eukaryota; Metazoa; Chordata; Actinopteri; Perciformes; Anoplopomatidae. Bases 442 to 2718 code for a protein of 758 amino acids.
AGCACAGUAAAUCAACUGGCUGCGGGCUUCCACUGUUAAUUGAUAUUCUGCCGAGUGACUUUGCCAUCACAAACAAAGGAGGUAUCAGCCACACUUUUUUCUUUCAAUAACUAAUUCUACAGUUAGAGCUGAAACUUUAUAUUAAUGGGAUGAACAGAAAGUGAAAAAAACACACAUUUACACGCUGUUUACACUGUUAAGCUGUGUCAUCAUAGACUGAAUAAGAAGAUUGCAUGUUGUUACCACUUCCGGCCGCUGGGUGGCAAGAGAGUCUGCUUUGUAAUGUGUCGCUACUCACGGAGAAGAAGAAAUGUUUACUUCCUGUAGCUAACUAAAAUGAGGGUACAGACUUGGUUACUUCCUUGAGACCAUCCCUGGAAAACAAAAAGGGGUCGCUGCAUGUGCUCGUCGUGAUAGUUGUUUGCCGAACCUUUCAAUGACAUGAUGGACGACAGUGAAUUGGAGGUGAUGGCCACGCCGCCAGGUAGCUCUUCCCCCGGGGACGCGGUGUCUGAGAGAGGAGAGAUUGUGUCUAAUGAAGAUGAGGAUCUCUACUACAUCCCUGAGAGAAGACUUUCUCUGGACCUGGGGCCGAGUGCAAUGGAUACCAGCCAGUGGCAUUUUGUGGACCAGGCCAUUGCUCCAGCUCUGAGCUACAGAUCAAUGACAAGUGAGGACAACUCAAUCAUGACUGACGUAGAUGGAUCCCCCACAAGGGUUGAGCUGAACAAAGCAGAUUCAUACUCUAGCUGCUACUCAUUGGACAGUGACGAUUGUGAAAAGAUAAUCCCCAAGCUUAAAUGCAAAGAUGAUAGCGUCUCAGUGCUUACUGACACACCUGAAUUAACCCAAGACCCCAAUGAGAUGAGGCAUCCUUCCCUCACGGUGGCGUUCACUUUCAAGGCUAUUUCUAAAACCCUUGGAAAGCUGUCCGAGAGCGACAUCAAGACAUUCAAGAUGAUGCUGUGGAAGCGUUACCCACAGUCAUUCAACACUUCUCCCCAAGGCAUGGACAUGGUCGACCUUGUGGACCGCUUGCUCGAGUGUUUCGACCUGGUGGUAUCUUUGCAGAUCACCAAAACCCUUCUUGAGGAAAUUGGGCAAAAGAAGAUGAUUGAUUAUCUCCAGACUUUGUGUAUCAGAAAUGAAGUACGUCAUGAUUUGAGCGAGACUCUGAAGAGGAAAUACGGCAAAGUAUGUGAUGAUCCCUCCGUGCAGGAAGAAACUAGACCCUUUGAGGACGUCUUCACCGACCUCCACAUAACCUCAACAUGUGAUAAUGGCCCAAAUAUUGAACAUGAGGUCAUGAACAUAGAAAAGCUGGACAGCAACCGGGAAGCAGCUAAACUGCUUUCUACCAAGGACAUUUUAAGCGAUGAAAGGCUGGAGCACUCAAACUAUAAAUUGAUUCUGAUCACAGGAGUGGCAGGGUCAGGGAAGUCUAUGGCAGUCAGAAGGUUAAUCUUCGAUUGGAUCGAAGAGAGGUCCCACCAACACGUGUCCUUCUUGUUUCCUUUGCCCUUCAGAGAACUCAAACAGUUUGAGAACUCUAAGGUCUCCGUGUUGGAAAUAAUACAUACACUUUACCCAGAAACCAAGAAACUGAGGGAGGAGGAUUAUAGAUGCGAUGACUGCAAAAUAAUGUUUAUCUUUGACGGUCUGGAUGAGUACAACGGGACUUUCGACUUUCACAACACUUCACUUCUCGGUGACCUCAAGGAUUCCACCUCCCUGAACAUCAUCGUGACAAACCUCCUCAGAGACCGGCUGCUCUACCGCGGCCUGUUCCUGAUCUUUUCUCGGUCGCCACUGAAGCGCUGCAUUCCCUGGGAUACGCACUAUGACGAGAUAGAUGUGCAAGGUUUCCAUGACCCUCAAAAGGACGAGUACUUUAAGAAGAGAUUUAAGGACCAAGAUCAAGCGGCUCGAGUUAUUGCGUACAUCAACUCCUCCAAAACCCUCCGCAUCAUGUGCCACCUGCCCUUGUUUUGCUCACUGGUGGCCGAUGAGUUCCAGCAGUUUUUUAAGGAGCCGAUGACGCGGGCAGAGCCGCCCAGGAGCAUCACCUACAUGUACACAAAGCUGAUGCUUUCACUCAUCCGGCAGCAUCGCAUAUUUAGAGCUCCGCAUCGUAGCUCAGACAAAGAGAGGGACUUCCUCAUGAAACUUGGAAAGCUGGCUUUCAACAUGCUGGAACAAGGCCAGUUCAAGAUCACAAAGUCCGACUGGAAAGAGGUUGGAAUCAAGGGCGAGGAGGCGGUGAUUAACAGCGGCCUAUGCACACAAUACAUCACAAAGCCGUUUGUCUUGCAUCAGGAGAAAGUCAUCAGCUUUAUCCACCCUACCAUGCAAGAGUACCUGGCUGCCCUUUAUGUGUUUCUCUCCUUCACAAACCAGGGGAAGAACAUUUUUGAUCAUCAGCUGAAGGACAAGUUCAAGGGGAUGUUCAAGGGGCACAAGGCCAUGGAGCUGUACAAGAGCGCUGUGGACAGUAGCCUGCGGUGGGCCGACGGCAAACUGGACAUUUUCCUACGCUUCCUGCUUGGAAUGGCUCUUAAGACCAACCUGGAACUCCUCCAACCAUUUUGCACAUCUCCGGUAAAGUGGCCAACACUAAUCGAAGAUGCUACUGCCUUCAUAAGGAAGAGGAUCACAGAAAAUCUGUAUCCCGGCAGGAAUAGCAACCUGCAGCGCUGCCUAGAAGAGCUGAGUGCGUGAGCCUGAGACACAGCAUCCAGCUGAGCUGACUCUUAUAAUAACUGAUCAAUGUGUAAAGUUAAUUUUGAUACAAAAUAACUGUCAAGGCUUCCACUGAAUUCCAGUUGGAUGACAUGUGCCUGACGGGGAAACACAUUUCUCUCCUAUUCAAACAACAUUUACACUAAUGGAGCUAAUAACUUCUGAAGUUACACUGGUGUACCAAAGAUGUGGAGACAUAAUAUUUCAAGGAAAUUGUACUUUAGUGUGUGUUAAUUAAAAAGCUUAAAGAUAAUAAGGGGCCUUAUUUUGGGAGUUCAUUUUUUAUUUUUUUUUUGGUGGGUAUUUUCAAUAUUUGCUUGUCUGCCAGCUUUUGCUUGACAUGACUAUUGUUUAUUUGACAUUAAUGUUUUGGUUUAGCUGUUACUCCUACAUUGAUUAAAGGUGUCUUUACUCUAAUUCCUCUCAUCACUAAAAGUACUGGUUGGUGAUAACCAUUGGAAAACAAGUUAUAAUAAGUAGUGCAAUUAACAAUAAAUCUGAAGGGAAACAACCACAGGAUUCCAACAUACUUUGUCUCAUUAUGGAGUAUAUUUUUACAUGUUUCAACAGUAUACACAUUUAUGAUGGCAGACAUGCACAAAUAUAGCAAAUGGCCUAGCAAUUCAAUGUUACAAUGUUCUAUAUAUAUUAUACAGUCAGUAGCAUUGUGUGGUAGAGGCCUCUGGACUUUGUUUCCUUUGAUAAGGAGGACUAUCCUCAAAAUGCUGCGUCAAAUUUAUAUUAGGAGAAAGUAACGAUAGUAACGAGUGCACACCAAUCAACAGUCAAACUGUAAGUGAGCCAGAGUUAGCCA